Messenger RNA from Alternaria arborescens, 402 nucleotides. RefSeq lists its product as hypothetical. The transcript has a single exon. The coding region runs from base 1 to 402 and encodes 133 amino acids. NCBI's taxonomy places the organism in Eukaryota, Fungi, Ascomycota, Dothideomycetes, Pleosporales, Pleosporaceae. The record is from RefSeq and is a predicted model, not a curated record.
AUGGAUUCUUUCUCGGUAUCCGCAGAUUGUGGAACGAUAUCAACGGCAGACUGUGGGACUGCAUCGGGAGGUGAUCACGGAACGACAUCUGGACACUGCGGAGCCGUCUCGGGAGACGAUACUGCAGGUGACUGUGGUGCCAGUUCGGGGCAAGAUCACUCAAUAGAACGUGACUUCACGUAUACUGACUUUGCCCCCGGACCACAAGCGGCCGCUGCAGGCUCUUCAAGUCCUCCGGGUCCUCAAGCACUGCCAGAUACUCGCUCACCAGAGGAGAUUCAGGCGCAAGAGCAGCAAGCAGAAGCCAGAGCGCAGAAGAAGAGAGAAAGGAAAGAAAAAGCAAGAAAGGUGUUCAACAGCGUCAAAGCUGUGGCAGAAAACAUUGUCAAGGGCAAGUUCUGA